CCGAGACGUAAAUCUGCCAAACAUGGCGACGCUCCGAAGAGAGUACGGCGAUUGGAAAUGCGACCGUUUUUAAUCGAGAACAACAACCUCCUCCUCGCACGUUACAAUGUGGUGGGGCUAGCCACGUCCACUGCACGCACAGCCUUUUAGACGAUGCUCGCAGAGGCCAGUCUGUCCAUCUGGGGAUGGGGGAGUCUUGGAGUUGUGCUGUUCCUCGUCACCUUUGGACCCUUUGCCAUAUUCUACCUGGCGUUUUAUAUCUUCUGCUUCGUUGGAGGAGGCUUCGCGGUCACUCUGCUCUAUGGAAAGAUCAACUCAGAGAAACACCUGGAAAAAUGCGAGCAUUCUUACCUCUCACCCACACAGAUUGGUAUAGUGAAGACAUUGGAUGAGAUGAAGCUGGAGAUGAAGCCCAUAAAGAUUGACAGGAGACUGACUGGCUCCAGUUUCAUAGAUGAACCACUACAACAGGUGAUCCAGUUUGCUCUGAGAGACUACAUCCAGUACUGGUACUACACUCUGAGCGAGGAUGAGUCCUUUUUAUUGGAGAUCAGACAGACACUGCAGAAUGCCCUCGUCCAGUUCUCAACGCGGUCCAAAGAGGUGGACUGGCAGCCUUACUUUACCACUCGCCUGGUGGACGACUUUGCCACCCAUUUACGUGUCUUUAGAAAAGCCCAGGAUCGCCUCGCCGACAGAGAGGACAAGCAGAGAGACAUAACGGAGGAGCUGGUGGACUCUUUCUUCGAAGCCGAGGUGGAGAUGGAAAGGAAGAUUUGUCGAGACGUGGUGUGCACCUCAAACAAAGACGAAGAAGGUUUUCUUCGAGACUUGUGUGAGUUGCUUCUGUAUCUGUUACUACCUCCUGGAGAUUUCCACAACAAGAACAUGAGAUACUUCCUAAGGGAGGUGCUGGCUCGUGGUGUGCUGCUUCCUCUGAUCAACCAGCUGAGCGACCCAGACUACAUCAACCAGUUCGUCAUAUGGAUGAUAAGCGACUCCAGCUGUAACUAUGAAGCGUUCAUGAACAUCCUGAAGCUAACAGACAAGCCUGCUGAGCUGGAGGCGGUCAAGGACAAGGUGGUGGAGGAGCUGCAGUACCUCCGCUCCCUAGACACCGCUGGAGAUGACAUUAAUGUGAUCAAGAACCAGAUAAACAGUCUUCUGUUUGUGAAGAAGGUGUGUGAGACCAGGAUUCAGAGGCUGCAGUCUGGCAAGGAGGUGGACGCCUUGAAGCUGGCAGCCAACUUCGGCAAGCUGUGUGUUAUCCCACUGGAUCACAUCCUCAUCCACAACAUAGCCCUACAGUUCUUCAUGGACUUCAUGCAGGCAGCGGGGGCUCAGGCCGAGCUUUUUUUCUGGCUCACUGUGGAGGGUUACAGGGUGACGGCUCAGCAGCAACUGGAGGCCAUGCAGGGCUGGCAGAAAGAUGGCAAGAAACAGCCCAGCGCCACCAAGGGACUGCUGAAGGCUGCAGCACUGGGUGUCUACGAACAAUACCUCUCUGACAAGGCAUCUCCCAGGGUGCAAGUGGACGAGGAGUCGGUCACAAAACUGGGGGAGAAGCUGCAGAAAGAUGAUCCUACGCCAGAGAUAUUUGAUGAAAUCCAGAGACAGGUGUAUGACAUGAUGCUACGUGAUGAGCGCUACUACCCCUCCUUCAAGCAGAGCCCUCUCUACGUCCGCAUGCUAGCAGAGCUGGAUAUGCUGAAAGAGCCGAGCUACCGGGGAUCUGAUGAUGGCGAUGGAGAAUCUUUUAAUGGCUCUCCCACAGGAAGCAUAAACCUAUCUUUGGACGACUUGUCUAACUCCUGCCACGAUGACACUAUGCACCUACAUGCCUUCAUCUCCGACACAGCUGAUGCUUGUCUCCCCGGCUUCUGGGGUGCCGCAGGGGUUUGCAACGACCACGGUAAGACCUAUGCGCUGUACGCCAUCACUGUGUUCAGACGCAACCACGAUGGCAGUGAGGACUGCUGGAAGACCUACCGCCGCUAUUCUGACUUCCACGACUUCCAUAUGAGGAUCACUGAACAGUUUGAGAACAUGGCGUCGAUCCUCAAGCUGCCAGGAAAAAAGACUUUCAACAACAUGGACAGAGAUUUCUUGGAAAAGAGAAAAAAAGACCUCAAUGCUUACCUACAGUUGCUGCUGAACCCAGAGAUGGUGAAGGCCUGCCCGACUCUGAUUCCCUAUGUCUACGACUUCCUAGAAAACAAGGCCUACAGCAAGGGCAAAGGAGAGUUUGCAAGAAAGAUAGACACAUUUGUAAAUCCUUUGAGGAGCUCCAUGAGGAAUGUGUCCAAUGCGGUAAAGGCCCUGCCAGACAGUCUGGCUGAAGGGAUGACCAAGGUGUCUGACAACAUGGGCCGCAUGUCAGAAAGAUUGGGCCAGGACAUCAAACAGUCCAUACUCAAGGUGCCCCCGCUCCUCCCCAAGUCUGAAAUGGAACACUGUCGAGUCUCCGCCCAGCUUGAUGACAAUGUUGAUGAUAACAUCCCACUGAGGGUAAUGCUGCUGCUGAUGGAUGAAGUGUUUGACCUGAAGGAGAAAAAUCAGUGGCUGCGCAGGAACAUCAAGAACCUGCUGCAGCAGCUCAUCAGAGCUACAUAUGGAGACACCAUCAACAGGAAAAUUGUGGAUCAUGUGGACUACUUGACCUCACCAGAGCAGGUGGCGGACUACGUCAAGAAGUUCAGGGAUUCCUACUGGCCCAAUGGAAUACUGGCUGAGUCACCGCCCCGUCGGGACAAGAACAUCCGCAUGAGGACACGAGUAGCUGCCAAAACCAGCCUGCUGGGUAUCAUGCCAGAUGAGCUGAAGCACAUCAUCGGAGCGGACACCACGAGAAAGGGCAUCCUGCGGGUCUUUGACAUGUUCCAGUACCAACCCAUGAACCGUCGGCUAGUCUACGUUUUCCUGGAGGGCUUCCUGGAGACGAUGUUCCCCCAGUACAAAUUCCCCGAGCUCUUUGUCAAGCUGCACUCCCGCUCGCCGCGCAUCCACAGAUACAGCCAGAAACUCAAAUCCUCCUCCCUCAAGAGGUGACAGGAAAGGACAGAUGCUAGACACACACACAGACUUGAGAGCUAAGAGUGAGGUAUGUGAGUGUGCGUGCUUUCUGCCCUUCCACUUUGCUCACACACUCUCGAGUGAAAAACACUCCUAUUAUCCAGCUGAUUGUUUCUGUCAAAACAAAACUGAAGGAUGAACAACCGACUCUCGCUCUGUGACACACACAUGCGCAAAACACAAGUCCUGUAAUUUGCACCAAGACUGAACAUGGCAGUCUUUUCUUUUAACGUCUAUCUUCUCCUUCCUUUUUGGACUUUUUAGUUGUGUUUAGCUUUAUCCAGGGCCAGUCGAUGCUGCUUCCAUGUGGUCCGGAGAGCAGACCACAGAUACUGUUUUGUUUUUAAACUGCAGGAGUAGAUAGCAUAGACCCACACCUUGCCUUACCCUCCCGCUUCUGUCUUUCAGCCAACUCAGUCUGCCAUCGCUGAGCCGGCUGCAGUCACACUGACCCUCAUGCUGUAGACGUUCGAUCUGCAAAAUCUGCACACUUGUAAACAUGCAACAAUAUUUUGUUUUCAUAGCAACCAAAUAUGUCAAUAUCACUGGGUUGAAGAGGCAUUGUUUUUUAAAAUGUGACUGAACAAAUAUGGGUAGAAAAGGAGGAUUUUUAUUUUUAUAGUCCUUUUUUUUUUUUUUUUCAGCCUCAAUGCUUCUCUUGGAUACUAUAUUUUUUUUCUCUCCCCUUUUUGCUUUUCCAAAGCGUUACAUCAUCACGAUCCUCAAAGAAUAGGCCACUCCCCCUUUAAUGCUUCUGUCAUAACCUGACAACCAAAGCUCAUGCUGUUCCUCUGUGUGCGGGUGUGUUUGUGUGUACUGGUCUGAUGACGGGAUACACUAAACUUUAGUGCUCCAUAUCGAUAAUCAUGUGAGGAAAGAGAAUGCCAUGCUCUGAGGCUGUGAGGACACACCGAAGUGUGUGACAGCUGUGGGAAGCUUGUCUCUGGCUGUUUAAGCGCACUAUCAAAGAAUGUACUCUCUGGUCUAGUCUGUAUUUGGCUCGUAUAGAAUUUCCUGUGAGUGAGUGAGUGAGUGAAUGAGUGUGCGAGCUAGUGAACCAGCCUUAAAACCAUAUACAGUAUCUACUGACCAAGAGACGCACGCCAGACGGCGUUCUCCUUCACAUGAUUGAACAUUACAAUGGACAUCAACAUAGAGAUAUGGAGAUAUAUCCCUAAUCACUUUUAUUCAGACAAUUAAAUUUUGUGCAAUAUUUUUUUCUUUUUCUUUGAUGCAUGUGCAUUUUGAAUCAUUUAUACUGAAAGAAGUAAUUCACAUUGUUUUAAUAGUAAAGAACAUGAAAGAAUUUCCCCGGAGACGUCUUCUUACCCCAACAACUUAACAUUCCGUUGUUGUAAAAGUACAAUGUUUAUUUUACAGACUUGUUUUAUAAGUCUGAUUGUUUGUUUAUGGUGCGUGGGGAGACUUUUCCACUUUUCCUCACCCACUCGUGCAGAAUCUGUUUUGGGUAUCGAUUUGGGCGGAGUCAGGGGCGGGGCAUCUGUGUUGCGGCCUGGUUUUCAGCUCAUUGGGAUAUAUAGCUAGCUCAGAGGCGGCCUGAAACCGCCGCUUCUGUUGAACUCGCGAGUGUAGCUUUAUGAAUUCAGGCUCGUUCUGUGGAGUUUAAAAAGAUCUGAACUGACAGCUGAGGGACUGACCCCUCCCCCCUCCUCCUGUCCAAUGGACUCGCAUGAGAGCGGCGUCCUGUGACCAAUGGAAUCACUGCUAAUGAGCACUUACCGUAGCAAUUGUGAGGGCCUCUCCCAUUGGCCGGACUGAGCCCAGUUCUGCUGCAGUCAUUGGCCGAAACUCCCCUCGGACCCAUGAACUGGAGCCUCUCUCAACAGGUGAAUGAGAUGUCACCUUUAACUCUCUGCACACCUCUCCAUACAGGAAGGCUUGUCUGUUUUUUUUAACCCCACUAUAUAUGAAUCUAUUAUAAAGAAAAUUGUGCAUAUGUGUACAGUAUGUGUUAAUAGUGUGCCUAAAUGUACUGUCAACUCUAUUUUCAUAUUUUUCUUUAACCUAAAAAAAGAAAAAUCAGAAUGUCAUGCUCAUUUUACGCAACUGAAAAUGACUUUAGGGUGUUUUUUUUGCAUCAUGCUUAUCAAACUGUUCCCUGUGAGCCACCGUGCUCAGAUCAGUAUAACACUAAUAAAAGGUUACUCAGA
Molecule: messenger RNA, 5243 nt
Organism: Scophthalmus maximus (turbot)
Lineage: Eukaryota; Metazoa; Chordata; Actinopteri; Pleuronectiformes; Scophthalmidae
Gene: snx13
Product: sorting nexin 13
Exons: 25
Coding region: 154-3048 (964 amino acids)
Cellular component (GO): early endosome
Molecular function (GO): phosphatidylinositol binding
Source: RefSeq, a predicted model, not a curated record